UCUAUAAUUAAUAAUUGCAAAUAAUAAAAAAUUAUAAUAUUUACACAAUUUAAUAUAUGUGAUAAUAAGUUAUCAAAAUAAAGAUAUGAACUUAAAUUUAUUAUAAUAAAUAAAUUAAAAUUAUUUAUUAAUUUUAAAAAUUAAUAAAUACUUAUACACUAUGGCUUCAGCUUCAAGUACAAGUGCUCGAAGUUUAUUUGUUGAAUCAAAAAUGAGAUUAGCUGAUAGAGUACAAGUUAAUGUGAACAAUAUUGCAUCUCUUGCCAGACAAAUACAAAGAGGUUCAAAAAGUAGCGAAAUAAUAAUGCAUAGUGCAAAAAAUUUUGCACAACAAGAACAUGGUGUAGAGAUUGCAGAAGCUAAUCUAAAAAAAAUUGCUCUUAUAACUACUCAUUUAGAAUAUCAAAUGGAAUCAAUUAACAAAAGUUUUAUGACUUUGGAAGAAGUUACCGAACAAGUACGUGCUAUGCAAAGAUAAAUUGUAAUAAAUAUUUAUCAUAUUUUCAUUUAUAAUAUAUAUUUAAUGAUAUAUUUUAUAU
Apis mellifera (honey bee) is the source of this 539-nucleotide messenger RNA. RefSeq names its product BLOC-1-related complex subunit 7 (gene BORCS7). Gene Ontology annotation, cellular component: BORC complex. Bases 161 to 478 code for a protein of 105 amino acids. The transcript has 2 exons. The record is from RefSeq and is a predicted model, not a curated record. Lineage: Eukaryota; Metazoa; Arthropoda; Insecta; Hymenoptera; Apidae.